AGGGGGAGGGGGGCGGGGAGGGGGAGGGGGAGGGGGAGGCGGUCUUCUGCCGCUUGGGCGGUGCGCCGGGGUCGGCGGCCUCGCUCUCCCGCUUGUCGCCUGCGCGCGCGCGGGGGUCGGGGCCGAAGAGCAGGAGAGCUAGAUUCGACGCCGCGCGGCACUGUUGGUGGCAGCCGGCUCCGAGGAUUCUUCCUCGGCGGCUGCUGCCUUCCUUCUUGGCAUUAAGAGCGCGGCGGAGCGCCGCUUCGCCUCUACAAAGCUGCUCCUGCCGCCGAGUCUCCGAGCUG
Molecule: messenger RNA, 287 nt
Organism: Pelagomonas calceolata
Lineage: Eukaryota; Pelagophyceae; Pelagomonadales; Pelagomonadaceae
Source: the annotation of a GenBank genome assembly